AUGCCACGAGCUAAGCGAUCCAAGGUCGUCUCCCUCACGCGAACCGACAAAAAGACAAAGGAAGACAAAGCCAACCUCAUCGACAAGGUUCGAGAUGCAGCGCAAGAAUUCCCCUACGUGUGGAUCCUAGGCCACCAUUCUAUGCGCAACAACUACCUCAAGGAGGUGCGCGAUCUUUGGAAGGGCAGCAAGAUCUUCUUCGGCAAAUUGAAGGUGCUUGCGCUCGCGCUGGGGAUGACGGAGGAGGAGGAAGUGAGGACAGGAAUCAGCGGUAUCAGUCAACGACUGUCGGGCGACGUGGGAUUGCUAUUCACCGAGUCGCCACCUGCGGAAGUGACCGAUUGGUUCAAGGAUUAUCAGCGGGUGGAUUUUGCUAGGGGUGGAUCGAAGGCGACCGAGACGAUCGAGUUGCCAGAAGGGCCGGUCAUGGCUCGUUCCAAUCCCCCCGACACGCUGCCACAUCCGGUGGAGCCGCAACUGCGACAGCUGGGCAUGCCCACAGAGUUGAAACGCGGAAUCCCUACGCUGCUGCAGGACUACGUCGUGUGCAAGCAGGGUCAAACACUCACCUCGAAUCAAGCGCAGAUCUUGAAGCACAUCCUCGUUCACAUGGCCGCUUUCCGUCUCAUUCCCCUGGCGUAUUGGAGCGCAGCCGAUGCCGAGGACAACAAGGGCGAACGCGGUGUCCACCUCAUCGACCUCUCGGAGCAGGACCAAGAGCUUGUCGGAAACCAGGCAGGCAAGAUCCGUGCGCCCAGUGACAACGGGUGGUCCAAGGACCGCAAGUCCAACGGCUCGAUCAAGAAGACCAACGGUCAGGACGAAGAUAGCGAUUCGGAUCAGGAUAUGCAGGACGACGAUGAGGAGGAGGACGACGACGACCAGGACGCCGAAGACGCCGUCACAAAAGACAUGAUGAUGCCGGAAGGACUUUGA
Pseudozyma hubeiensis SY62 is the source of this 936-nucleotide messenger RNA. RefSeq names its product potential rRNA processing factor. The record is from RefSeq and is a predicted model, not a curated record. Gene Ontology annotation, molecular function: RNA binding. The coding region runs from base 1 to 936 and encodes 311 amino acids. Lineage: Eukaryota; Fungi; Basidiomycota; Ustilaginomycetes; Ustilaginales; Ustilaginaceae. The transcript has a single exon. Gene Ontology annotation, cellular component: nucleolus; preribosome, large subunit precursor. Gene Ontology annotation, biological process: rRNA processing; nuclear-transcribed mRNA catabolic process; ribosomal large subunit biogenesis.